This is a messenger RNA of Cladophialophora yegresii CBS 114405, 696 nucleotides long. RefSeq lists its product as uncharacterized. Bases 1 to 696 code for a protein of 231 amino acids. The transcript is spliced from 3 exons. NCBI's taxonomy places the organism in Eukaryota, Fungi, Ascomycota, Eurotiomycetes, Chaetothyriales, Herpotrichiellaceae. The record is from RefSeq and is a predicted model, not a curated record.
AUGCAUUUCCAGAUCUUGACCGCGUUGCUCCUCACAACCCUCACACAAGCAAGACCUCAAACACCCGCAGACACCAGCGCCCUUGCUGGCCUGCCCGCCUGUGCACAAGACGCCGCCAACUCGGCACUCGGAUCCUCAGGCUGCGCCGCAAACGAUAAGGACUGUAUCUGCAGCUCGCAGCCAUUCAUUACCGCCAUCACCACGGCCGUGACCCAGACUUGCACUGCGCAGGAUGUCCAAGCUGCCCUGAUCUUCGCCCAAACAUACUGUGGCGCGGCACUCGGCGCCGGAGGAGGCUCCCCGUCAUCGGGGUCGUCCGCCCCAGCAGCGACAGGAGACGGAGCUGCAGCUUCCGACUCUGUGGCGCCUACGGCGUCUCCCUCGGACACGGCGGAUGGCGAUUACACGCCCGGCGCCUCGACGACCACAGUCGCCGGCACGGUGACGGCCACGACAAGCGUCUCACUCUCCGUCAGCACGGUGCCUGACGCUUCGAUCACGAGCAUGAGCAUGAGCAUGAUGCACUCGGGCGUAGUGAUGACGACUACCCAAUGCACGACGACCACUACAAUCAUGACUACGCCGGCAAAGACCAUGUCGUAUAAUGCUACGUAUACGGGUGCGGCGGUUAAGAGUGUGGGGCAGGGGAUCAUGGCUGCGGUGGUUGGUCUUGCUGGGGCGGUGGCUUUGCUGUGA